AUGGAUCUCCUUGACGAAUUGGGCGACCUGCCCACUGUGCGCAGGACUUUCAAGGCGGCUAGCAAGGAGACCGACUUUACGCAGUUCAGUAUAUUCCAAGAUGCCACGCAGGAAGUUUCACAGUCCACGCAGGUGAUUGAGCAGGAGAAAUCCAGUAGUUUUGGGCUGCUGGGAAUUGACUCGGGGUUCAUUGGGGCGGUGAUGAAGCGACUAAAUGGCGAAAAGGAGGAGACUACAGAGAAGGCUAUUGACACUGAAGACGAGGCGACACCAGAAAUCGAGCCUCGGGAACGCGACAAAACCCAGCAUACACCUAUAAUUGAAAAGCCCGUUAUCGAGGUACCCACCACGCAACAGGCGGAUGAAAUAUUGCGUGCCGACAGCGACGAGGCCGAGGGCCACGAGGACACACAGGAGUUUGUUCCAGACCGUCAGAUCAACCCUGAAGACGAUAUCAUUGCUGCAAUACCAGACUACGACAAGCUAAGCGUGCAGGACAAGAUCCAAGCCCGUAUCAACGAGAAGCGGCGCCGAAGAGAGCUUGCGGAACAGCAGAAGGAGGCUCCUGUACCUGUUGCAGUGCGUGAAGAACGGAAAAAGGCCAUCAAUCCGCUCGUUGAGGUGGUGAAGCAGAAUGAGCUGAUUAAAAAGUCUGCUUUCACAGUGAAGAAGCAGAACGCGUCGAAAUUCGAUCCGAAAAAGCUGGUAGAGGAAUUCAUGGAUUCAGAUGAGGACCCCUUUUCCCAGACCGCCCGAGACACUCCCCAGACAUCGCCCAAGGCCGAUAAUCCGCCGGAGGCCGCAGAGCUGCAGAAAGGAGAAAUGGUCGAGCUAGACUCCGACUCCGACGAUGAUCUUGCGCAAAUCAAGUUUGGUGCAUCAAAGAAGAGUGUUUUUGAGGUUCGUCGCAAACUCUGCAGAAAAGCGCGUCCUCCUCCGGUCACGUUGAAGAAACUGAUCAGAGAAGAAAAGCGGCGUCAGAUGCAGGCUCUGGGCCGCAAGCACGUGGAAGUCGUGGUGGAAGAGAAGGAGGACGAGAUCAUGAAGAUGAUGCAGGACGAGAUCGAGCGCAACAAACGAUUGAGGGAACGCGAACGCGAUGCGGCCGAGCGUCGGAAGCGAGAGAAGGAGAGACUGCUUAAAGGUGAGAUUAGUGAGGACGAGAGUGAUUUAGACUACGACGGGGAGGAAGAGGAGGAAGAGGAGGAAGCAGAAGAUGAACAAGAGGAGACCGAGGAAAGAGAAGAGAGGAAGGAGCAAGAGGAGCAAGAGGAGCAAGAUGCCGGGGAGAUGGCACGGUCCACCGAUCCACCAAAGUCGCCGGCAAUCACCUUUGAGCUGCAGACUCAGGAUGUCAACUCGAAAACUUUUGGGCCCCUGUCGCUGUCUGAUGCGUUUGACCAGACUUUACCCAAGAAGUACGACGGGAUGAGCUCUUUGGAUGUGAUGAAGCGUCUUGGCGAAGCUGCGGACGAGACAAUGAACACGAGCAUCAGCGAAACGACAGACCGCCAGGACGAGAGCGCAGUCGUUACCGAGAACUUCCAGCUGGGCACGUUGCCGGUUGACGAGCCAGACGUGCCGAAAACCAUACUUGAGAGUCAGAACUUUCUGCCAGAUACACAGGAUGACGAGUCGGAGGCUGUUCGGGAGGCUGUUCGGGAAGCCAAGCGGCUUGCUGAGCAGAAACGAAGGCAACGCGAGCGGGAGCUACAGAGCAAGGGCCUGAACCAGAUCAUGGAGAACGAGGCCGAGGAGUCUGAGGACGAGUGGCAGGGGAUGGGAGGCCGCGACGGCGAGAUUUCCGACGAGGAAAACAGCGAGGAUGAGAAAAUGCUGAACGACGCUGCGAUAGACGUGAACAGCGACGCGAUCCGCGAGGCCCUGUUAAGGAACGAAGUCGCUGCGGACGACGAGAUGGUCAAGAAGAUAUACAAGGAUAUCAAGACCGGCGCGUUCAGAAAGCGGCGCGCACGUGACGGGGCGUACGAGCUGGAGCUGAGCGACGACGAAGACCAGCAGAUCCUUGAGUACUACAACCGGCGUCGUCUGGAGCAACAGCGGCAGCAGAUGAUGCAGAGCAAGGACGUCAAGGAGCUCGCUAAGGAUAGCAACCGCAAGGCGUUCUUCGACACCAUCAUGGAGACGGAGAAGAGCAGCUACCAGUUUGAAGAGGAGCCGGAGGAUCCUGAAGAGGAAGAGAACGGGGGCGAGCACGACGACGACGAGGAGACUCUGGUGAUGCCUAAAAGGCGGAAGAUCACGAGGGACCAGGUUCGGUCUAUGAUCUCGUUCCUGGAAGACGAGGAAAAGCCUCAGGACGCAAUUUACAUAGACGACGACGGACACGAGGAAAUCAAGCAGAUGCGCGAAAGCUCUGUUGUGCUGGCCGAGCGGACAGAGACGCGGCGGGUGGAAGUCCGCGAGGAGGACGAGGACGAAGACUUCGGCAUUCUCGCGAGAAAAUCGAUCACCUCGAGCUUCCGGAUGAGCUCGCUCAAACGUGAACGCAAAGCACACGAAGUCAACGUGACGACGAGCUCCAAGACCGUUGGAGACGGCCGUGGAGCCGUUACUUUCCUGACAAAGGCCCCGCGUCUGCUCAAGCCCAAGGAGGCCCGCAUCGAGCAGACACUGCACAAGAGACAGCUCAAGGUAAAGGGCGGCGAGUGGAAAACAGAGUGA
This is a messenger RNA of Ogataea haglerorum, 2685 nucleotides long. RefSeq lists its product as uncharacterized. The record is from RefSeq and is a predicted model, not a curated record. NCBI's taxonomy places the organism in Eukaryota, Fungi, Ascomycota, Pichiomycetes, Pichiales, Pichiaceae. The transcript has a single exon. The coding region runs from base 1 to 2685 and encodes 894 amino acids.